AUGAAAGCAAGUACGGUAUUCAUACACUCACUAUUCAGCGAGAUGUGGCAAAACCGAGGUGGGAACGACUCCUGGCAAAACAGGAGCGCAAAUGACUCCUGGAACCGAAGCGGAAAUGACUCGACUCUGAACAACAGCUCUAAGAGCUCUGAUGCCUCAACCGCUCUCUCACUAACGAAUCCACCAAUGCAACGUCUACGAUUGGACAACAGCCUUUGGGAGAGAUCAACUAGCAGUGGAUGGAACACGUCGUCGAAUGAUUCAUCUGGCCUAUUUUCUUCAUCGAACACGACGUCCGAAGCGCCUCGUGGUCGGGCGACCUCAACCCCCAUUAGGGGACACGACGACGCCAGGGUCAGCUUCGGACCCGGACUGUCCCCUAUCCGUUCUCGCUCAGAUGAAUCCUGGAGAAGAACCACAUAUACAGAAAGUACACGUUCAAGCAAAUCCGAUGAAAGCAAUGUGUAUCACAAAAGAAUGAGAAAACAUUAGAUCUUCUGCUAAACAAAACUGGGGAACAUGGGAAUGCUUCUUCACUUUGGAGACUAUAAAUUCGAACCAACUGAUAAUGUGUUUUCUCUUUUGUAGUUAAGGACAUUGUUCUAAUUUCUGUUUCUAUUUUUCAAAUGCCAUAUGUUCAUUGUUGAAUUUUGAUGUUUUUCUAUUUUUAAUGCCUG
Cylicocyclus nassatus is the source of this 677-nucleotide messenger RNA. The record is from the annotation of a GenBank genome assembly. NCBI's taxonomy places the organism in Eukaryota, Metazoa, Nematoda, Chromadorea, Rhabditida, Strongylidae.